Molecule: messenger RNA, 507 nt
Organism: Prunus armeniaca (apricot)
Lineage: Eukaryota; Viridiplantae; Streptophyta; Magnoliopsida; Rosales; Rosaceae
Source: the annotation of a GenBank genome assembly
AUGGCAAGGUUCAUCGAGCUCUGCUCGCCUCUGCUUCUUGCCUUUCUCCUAGUCCAAUUCUCCAUUGUAUCUUCUUCGUCUCCACCACAGCCCUCGCCGGCUCCAUCGCCUCAACCCGCUGGCGAUUCACCUUCGCCGAAAUCUCCAUCGCCUAUUUCCCUUCCUCCAUCUCCGUCGAACGCUCCAGUGAACUCACCACAUCCUUCUUCACCUCCAGCGCCACCGCAAUCAUCUCCGUCUGAAUCUCCGUCGGCCGACGACACGCCUCCAGUUCCUUCUCCAGCGCCGUCGAAUCCGAGCGAUGUCAACCACAGCGACCUCAACGCGGACGGAGACGGAACUAAGAACUCCUCUGGAGGAAUGAGCCCGGGAAAGAAGGCAGGGGUCGUACUUGGAGUGAUCGUUGGGGUUGGCGUGGUAGGGCUUGCAGGCUUUGUCUACAAGAAACGUCAGGAUAACGUUCGUCGAUCUCAGUACGGAUACGCCGCCAGGAGAGAGAUUCUCUGA